Molecule: messenger RNA, 1134 nt
Organism: Ipomoea nil (Japanese morning glory)
Lineage: Eukaryota; Viridiplantae; Streptophyta; Magnoliopsida; Solanales; Convolvulaceae
Product: death-associated inhibitor of apoptosis 1-like
Exons: 2
Coding region: 325-921 (198 amino acids)
Source: RefSeq, a predicted model, not a curated record
CACCAUGAUUCCUUUUUUUCUUCAUCAUCUUUUUCCCCUUCUUCCUUUUUGUCCCUUGUUUCCAUCCUCAAUCAAAUUAAAGCAUCUGCAGAAUAUUUCCACGCUGUACAAUAUAUAUUCUAUAUACUACCACAAGUCCUAGUUUUCUACAAAAAAGCAAGAACCGUUGACGAGCUCGUGAAAUACAUAUAUAUAUUAUUCCAUCUUAAUUAUUAACUCAUCACUUUCUCUCCCUGUGAACUCUAUUACACAGGCGGUGGUUUGCUCGGCUCUCUGGCGGUGCCCUUCAAUUUCUUCAUUCUUUUUACGUAUGGGAAGGGAGAAAUGGACGGCGGCGCCGAUCGACUGGUGAGGCGGCGGAAGAGUCUGAAAGAGCGGUUGAGUUUCAAAGGGAUCAACUGUUGCGGCGCCUCGUGGGGUUUGGUGCCGGCGACUAUAAGCGUUCGCGACGACGACGACGAAGAUGAUGGUGAGGAGGAAGGACAAGAAGUCGGGCCGCGGGCGGGCGCGCAGUCUCCGCCGGCAUGUGCGGCGGCCGACACGCCGACGGGCUCGGGGAUGAACCUGGCGGCGGCGUUGGCGGCGGAGCGGCAGUACAGGGCGGUCCAAGAUUCGGACGUGGAAGGUCAGAGUCAAAUAAUCCCGGCGGCGGCCGAAAACAGCGGGCCGGGGAGCACGCCGCUCAGAGUUUCGUUGAUGAGGUUGCUGGAGGAGAACGACGGGGAGACGACGGCGACGGAGAAGGAGAGCCGGCCGGGAAGUGACGCGGUGUGCUGCGUUUGCAUGGGGAGGAAAAAAGGCGCGGCGUUCAUACCAUGUGGACACACUUUUUGCAGAGUGUGUUCGAGGGAGGUGUGGCUAAACCGAGGUUCAUGUCCCCUCUGCAACAGAUCCAUCCUUGAAAUCCUCGACAUUUACUAAGAUUUAUUGGUCCUGGAGAUUUGUGUACACAGCUUUCGACCCCAUCAAUUUCAUCAAAAUCACACAAAUAUGGCAUCUCUAUAUAUACCCACAAAAAUAGAAGCAAAGCAGGAAGAAACUACUUAAAUAAAUGUAAAUUAUUUUGAUUUUGACAAAAGUGAAUCAUUAUUGUAACACUAUCAGACUGAAUUGCAAACUAAAAUGUCCAUUUUA